Dioscorea cayenensis subsp. rotundata (Guinea yam) is the source of this 1226-nucleotide messenger RNA. RefSeq lists its product as uncharacterized. The transcript is spliced from 9 exons. NCBI's taxonomy places the organism in Eukaryota, Viridiplantae, Streptophyta, Magnoliopsida, Dioscoreales, Dioscoreaceae. Bases 143 to 1072 code for a protein of 309 amino acids. The record is from RefSeq and is a predicted model, not a curated record. Gene Ontology annotation, biological process: positive regulation of ubiquitin-protein transferase activity; protein neddylation. Gene Ontology annotation, molecular function: ubiquitin-like protein binding; ubiquitin conjugating enzyme binding; cullin family protein binding. Gene Ontology annotation, cellular component: ubiquitin ligase complex.
GAGAGAGAGAGAGAGAGAGAAAGAAGAGGGGGAGGAUAACAGGGUUUUGAGCCGUUUCGUUCAUCCCAAUCCGAUCUCGGGCUAGGGUUUCUCGAUCCAAGAAGCAAUCUUUCUCAUACCCUAGCUCUGCCGCCGAUCAGCCAUGGGCUUUCCUCUCUGUGGCCGGGCCGACAUCUUUGAGAUCUAUGCUACAUACUGCGAUAUUGUUUCACAACACAAUCAUUUGAGUGCAAGGGAGCCUCUGGUUAUGCUAUCAAAAUCCUUGGACUCAAGAUGGCCAUCAAGGGAUGCAAUCUUCAAUGAUCUUGUCAAGCUUAUGGCAUGUCUUGACCUCUCUGCGGACUCAUUGAAAUUUAACUGCUUCUAUGAUUUUGUCUUCUUCGUCUGCCGUGAAAAUGGACAGAAAAGCAUCACUGUAAGCAGGGCUAUUACUGCAUGGAGGAUAGUUCUAACUGGGAGGUUUCGAUUACUUAAUCAGUGGUGUGAGUUUAUUGAGAAAUACCAGCGGUAUAAUAUAUCUGAGGAUGCUUGGCGUCAACUCCUGGCAUUCAGCCGUUGUGUGAAUGAAGAUCUUGAUGGUUAUGAUCCCAAAGGAGCUUGGCCUGUUCUCAUUGAUGAUUUUGUGGAGCAUAUGUACAGAAUUAAUCAAUCAAAAUGUAGCACUAUAGAUCCAUGCUGUAGCUGCAGCGACAUGGACACACAACCAAGCAUUUCCAGCACAUUUCGUGGACUGAAUUUGCUUCCUGGAUCAAAAAGGAAGUCACUCACAGACACAGAAGGUGGCAAUGUGGCAGUACUGAACUCAGAUGGUAUGGCAAGACCAGACAAGAGGCUUAAACCUGAUUGUGAUUCCAAUAUUGUUCAGCAUUGGGAAGUUGAUUCUGCUAUGAGUGGCAGUAUUGAGGAAACAACAGAUGAUCAGUACGGCGGCAACAUGGUCAACAAGCCGAGCGUAAUGAUUUGCAUGCACUCAGCCUGUGCAGUGGAAGAUAGCUUAUCAAAAGGUCUUGAAGGUCACCUUUCUAUAGGCUGCUGUCUUCCUACAACCCACAAGCUUGGUUUUUUCCUCUGACCCUGAGAUUAUUGAUAAUAGAAAUAUUUGUUUUUUCGUAUCCUCUUUAUCUCUGUCUGUUGGCAGGCUGUUAUUGCAAUUUGUUUGGUACAUUGUAAUUUGAAACAAAACAUCUUUUUAUACAAAUACAACAAUGAGUUUGAUCAGCAUGUUA